Molecule: messenger RNA, 3473 nt
Organism: Zea mays
Lineage: Eukaryota; Viridiplantae; Streptophyta; Magnoliopsida; Poales; Poaceae
Exons: 6
Coding region: 274-1812 (512 amino acids)
Molecular function (GO): heme binding; monooxygenase activity; oxidoreductase activity, acting on paired donors, with incorporation or reduction of molecular oxygen
Source: RefSeq, a predicted model, not a curated record
GGCCCCAAUCAUAGGGCCAUUAAGCUCAUGACCCACUCCAAUCCCAACCCACAUUGAUUUGUUUCAGCUCAGUCCAAUCCGGUCCGAUCCUAGAAGUCACACCGUUCUAAUCCCACUCGGUCCUUUUUGAAUCCACGGGCUCUCAAGCAAGCACUCGAGGGCUCUCACAAGCGAGGACGAAAAAGAUUGGAAUUCUCUACCUGCAGCCUGCAGGUGUGCUCAACUUCUCGAUCUGCAGUACGUACGCGCAGCGCAGGCCCAGCUGAUUGCGCCAUGGAAGAUCAUCAUCAUCAUACAGCAACGAUUGCGCACACGUGGUUGGCGGCGAUGGCGAUCGCCGUGCUCCCUAUCCUCUCCGUCCUGAUUCUGGCUGCCACCAAGCAGAUGGGAAGAACCGUCUUCGCCCCUCCCAAGCGCCGAGAGCCGCCGGUGGCGGAGGGCGCUCCUCUCCUCGGCGUCCUGCCUGCCAUCCUCACCAGGAGCUUGCAAGGCGUGAUCUGCGACCAGUACUUGAAGCUCGGCAGCGUGUUCACGCUGAGCUCCUUGGGAGUGAAGGUGACGUUCCUGGUGGGCCCCGAGGUGUCCGCCCACUUCUUCCAUGCCGCCGAGUCGGAGAUCAGCAUCGGCGACGUCUACAAGGUCACCGUCCCCAUCUUUGGCAAAGGGGUCGGCUAUGACGUCGACAACGACACGCGCAACGAGCAGCACAGGUUCUUCGCCGACACUUUGAGGCCGGCCAAGCUCAGGAGCCAUGCCCGUCUCAUGGUCCGCGAGGUGGAGGAGUACUUCGCCAGGUGGGGGCAGUCCGGCACGGUCGAUCUGAAGCAACAGGUUGAGGACGUUCUCUUGCUGAUUGCGAGCCGGUGCCUGCUGGGGAAGGAGGUUCGGGAUCACAUGCACGACGAGGUGUCCUCGCUCCUCCGCGAGCUUAUCGGCGGCCUGCACCUAGUGAGCCUUUUCUUCCCGUACCUGCCGACCCCGGCUCACCGCCGCCGCGACCGAGCGCGCGCCAGGCUCGAGGAGAUAUUCUCCGGGAUCGCCAGGCUGCGCAAGAGCUCAUGCUCAUCCGGCCGCGGCGCCGGGGACGACGGCGACCGCGACCACGACAUGCUGCAGGGCCUGCUAGACUCCAGGUACAGAGACGGGCGCGGCACGACCGAGGCGGAGGUCACCGGCCUGCUCGUGGCGCUGCUCUUCGCCGGCCAUCACACCAGCGCAACGGUCACGACCUGGACCGCGGCGCGCCUGCUCCGCCACACAGAGUGGCUGCACGCAGCCACUGAGGAGCAGAGGCUGCUGCAGAGGAACGAUCAGAACGACGCUGCAGCCAUCGACUACGACGUCCUGCUCCGGAUGGACGUCCUCCACCGCAGCGUCAAGGAGGCGCUGCGGCUGCACCCGGUGACCCCAAUGAUCCUCCGCCGCGCGCGCAGGCCGUUCACCGUGCGCACUCAGGACGGCUCCGAGUACGAGGUCCCCGAGGGGCGCAUGCUGGCGAGCCCGCUGGUGGUGAAUAAUCUGCUCCAGGGCAUCUACAGGGACCCUGAUGUGUUCGACCCGGAUCGCUUCGCCGCCUGGAGGGAGGAGGACAGGGUCGGCGGCGACCUCGCCUACACCUCCUUCGGCGCCGGGAAGCAUGCCUGCAUGGGCGAGGGCUACGCCUACCUGCAGAUCAAAGUGAUACUGAGCCAUCUCCUCAGGAACUUCGAGCUCCGGCUGCUUUCUCCCUUCCCGGAGACGGAGAACAUGAUCUCCAUGAGGCCCAAAGGUGAAGUCAUGGUGAGCUACAGGAGACGCUCUCUGCUGCAGUAGUGCACUUGCUUGACAAGUCAAUAAUAAGCGAUGCAGUGAACGGACUUUUAUUUGUUGAGCCGCAAAUUAGUCAGGGAAUUGCAUGGUUUGCAAAAAUAACACUACUAUAUCCUAAAAGUCACGAGUUGGAAAAUAUAAAAGAGAGUCUUCAAUAGUUUGGUUAAGCAACUCUUCUCGAUUUUUUUAGCGCGGCUUAAGAAAAAUGCCCUAGCCGGUUAGGCCUUAUUUAGAAGCAAGAUACCGGAGGGGAUUUUAGGAUAAUCUAUCUGAGAUCGUGGCCACCUUCGAAGGGUGUAAGGAGAGGGAAUUAGAAAAACGAUUUUGACGACUGUCAUUCAUAUAACGAAGAAUUCAGCACACAGACAACGAACUUGCAGUAGAUAAUGAACCCAAAAAAAAAAAAAAAACUGGACGAGAAAACACAAAGCUGACGAAAUGGAGUCGGCUGUGAAGGAAACCUUGGUGCCAUUUGUUUUCCGUUUGAGGUACGAGAUCUUGCUAGCUUCUUCCUCUCCGUGUGCACGGAACGGAAGUGAGCAGAGGAAGCAACCUCUGCAACGGAGGAAACCACAUUCGAGCAGCCACCUGAACCUGGCUGUAAUCUAUCACCCGAGAUUCCUUUCUUCCCUCGAAAUGGCAACGGCAGGAACCGAUCCUUGCCCGCCGUCUAGGAGAGAAAAACUCGCAUCAUAAGAGGCGGAUCCCCCCAUCGCAAGCUUCAGCGGCGGAUCGGAGAACUCAAUCGAGCUAGGAUCGCAGCAGCACCGAAGCAUUUGCCGAUCAUCAGUUCUUCCAUCCAGGUACGUACGUGAAGUUCGUUCGACUCAUAAUUAGUUUCCCCUUGCCAAUGUAUGUAUGUAUGUAUCUAGCGAAACUCCAGUGCAGACCAACCAAAUUAAACACAGCAUGCAAGGGAUCACGAAGGCGCUGCGGCUCCACGGGAGGCAGCUGAGGCACGCGGUCCUGCAGCACAUGAACAUGAACAAGGGGAUCUUCUCCUGGGCCACCCUGAUCUCGCGCAUACAGAGCGAGUCGCCAGCCGUGAUCAUACCGCACAUGGGGCUCGAGAACAUCACCGUCAACGAGAUUCUCAGGGCCAAGGGGGAGGCCGAGGCCGGAGCGGUCUACUGGUGCAGCACCGCCCAUCUGGUGCACGAAGCGGUGCAGCACAUGGCGGCACACAACGUUGGAGCUCUCGUGGUUCUCAAGUCGGGGGACAUGAACCAGCUCGCAGGAAUUGUGACCGAGAGAGAUUUUGCCAGAAAGAUCCUCUUGCCAGGGCGACCUUCACAGCAAACAAGGGUAGAGGAUAUCAUGACAGAAGAGGACAAGGUGAUCACGGUGUCCGGUCGUACCAAUAUUCUGCGUGCAAUGGAGGUUAUGACAGACAAGCGUAUCAGGCAUGUUCCUGUUUUCGACGACAAGGUAGUUGGAAUGAUAUCCAUCGGUGAUGUUGUUAGAACAAUCGUGGACCAGCAGCACCAAGAAGUAAAACAGCUCAAGAAGUAUAUCAGAGGAGACUAUUAUUAGAACACUUUUUAAUUAUUAUUUUUUACAUUCGGUGUAUAAACGUAAUUUGGAUGUAAUCGUUUAUAGAUAUUUAACUACAAUGUAUAUUUUUCUCUGCGAAAACAUGGUUGAUAUGUGCCCUUCUGUGUCAA